CUGGCACAAAGGAGGCGCAAUCAACCGCUUCGAGGCAGACCACCAUCCAACAAGAGAGUUGACCCGGCUACCACUGCUGACGGUGGUGAAACCACUCAGACCUUUGCUACGCCCUCUGUGGACUCCAUUUUGAGCCGAAAAAGGAUGGCCGCCUGGGCCGAAAGAUCGAGAGGACGACUGAAGAAAUCGAGGAUAGCAGAGUAA
Hydatigera taeniaeformis is the source of this 204-nucleotide messenger RNA. Lineage: Eukaryota; Metazoa; Platyhelminthes; Cestoda; Cyclophyllidea; Taeniidae. The record is from the annotation of a GenBank genome assembly.